AUGCCUUCGUCCGAACACACCAUGACGAGUGCCACGCCUCAAGUCCAACGCCAGUAUUCCUCCGGCUCUUUGGACUCAUACAAUCCAGUCCUCGUUACUCCAGUCAUAGGUACUGAGUUCCCAAAGAACACAUGCAACAUCGUCGACGAUAUCCUCCACGCUGACGACGCGGACCGAAAGAUCAAAGACCUCGCCAUUCUAGGUACACACAACCCACCCCAAUAUCACCCGUGCAUCCCAAAGGAAGCUAUUCUAACAAAAGCAGUGGCCGAACGGGGAGUCGUCUUCUUCCGAGCCCAAGACAACCUGACCAACGACCUCCAAAAAGACCUCAUCCUCCGCAUGGGCGAACUGACGGGCCGUCCCGCCUCCCAUGGCCUCCACAUUCAUCCAGUGACCAACGACGCGCGCGAAUUCGGCGACCCAGACCCCCAAAUCAGCACGAUCAGCUCCGAGGGCCGGAAGAAGCUCUACAAGGGCUCCGUGUACACCACUCAAGCGGCUGUCUGGCACAGCGAUAUCUCAUUCGAGCAUGCGCCGGCUGACUUUUCCUCGCUUCGACUGACUCAACUUCCGGUGACUGGUGGAGAUACUCUCUGGGCGAGCGGCUAUGAGGUCUAUGAUCGGAUUAGCAAGCCGUAUCAGCGGUUUCUGGAGGGAUUGAGUGCCGAUCACAUAGGCGCGGGGUUUAGGGCUAUGGCAAAGUCGGAGAAGUUCAAUUUGUUUUUGGGCCCGAGAGGAGCGCCCGUUAAUGUAGGCGGGGAACUGGGGGCGACGCAUCCGGUGGUGAGGACGAAUCCGAUUACCGGGUGGAGGUCGAUUUUCCCGAUCGGUAGGUCUUGA
Aspergillus melleus is the source of this 843-nucleotide messenger RNA. RefSeq names its product TauD/TfdA dioxygenase family protein. Bases 1 to 843 code for a protein of 280 amino acids. Lineage: Eukaryota; Fungi; Ascomycota; Eurotiomycetes; Eurotiales; Aspergillaceae. Gene Ontology annotation, cellular component: cytoplasm. Gene Ontology annotation, molecular function: 2-oxoglutarate-dependent dioxygenase activity. The transcript has a single exon. The record is from RefSeq and is a predicted model, not a curated record.